Molecule: messenger RNA, 2288 nt
Organism: Adelges cooleyi (spruce gall adelgid)
Lineage: Eukaryota; Metazoa; Arthropoda; Insecta; Hemiptera; Adelgidae
Product: formin-binding protein 4-like
Exons: 10
Coding region: 319-2178 (619 amino acids)
Molecular function (GO): protein binding
Source: RefSeq, a predicted model, not a curated record
CUUUUGACCAGAAUGCUUUCAGUGGGACGUGAGUACACGGAGUUCACCUCUUCAUAUUACUACUCUAAGCUUUUGUGACAUAAUUUUUAUUUUCAAUUUGUUUUAUCAUGCUAUUAUUGAUAAAAAUACAAUUUAUAUUUUUUUUUUUAUCUGGAUAGUAAGUUGUAACUUGUCACUUUUGAUAGUUCAGACUUAAAAUUGUGUAUAGGAGGUAAAUAGUGCAAUAAUCGUGGAUAAUGUAUUAGUAUCUGAGCUGUUCCAGAAUAUUUAUUAUAUAAAAAAAACAAUCAUUAGAUCGGUUUGAACAUUAUUAUUGGCAUGGAUAGAAGAAAAAUCAUAUUAGAUAUGACACAGUCCAUUGAAAACGAACCAAACGGAGUUCAAAUUCAUAAUACUAGUAUCAAUGAAAAUGGAUUAAUGAAUACUUUUCAGGAUAAUGAUUCUGACCAUAUUUGGCAAGAAUGUUACGAUGAUGUAUCUGGAUUUAUAUAUUACUGGAAUACACAAACUAAUAAAGUGACAUGGGAGAAACCUGAGUAUUAUGCUGCCCAUACCGUUAACAACGAAGAUAACUUGAAUGGAACCACCAAUUCUAGAAAAAGAUUAUCAAGUGAAGCAUUACCUGUACUAGACCCUACUUCAUGUAAAAGUGCUAAGAAACCUAAACAAGAAUCUAAAAAACUAAGUGCACUAGUUGAUUACGGUAGUGAUUCCAGUGAUGAUGAAAAAGAGGAUGAACUGGUGCAAAAAUCUACAAUAUUAAAGAGAUUACAGCAAAAAGCUGAGAUGUUUAAACAAAAAGAAAAGGAAAUUAGUUGUAUAAAAAUAACAGAAAACGUAAUUGAAUCAAAAAGUCCAACCGAUAUAAUUGAUAUUAUUGGAACAGAGAUACCUCCUGAUAAUAUAAUAAAUGAAUCUGAAACAAAAAAAUCUUUAGAAAAUAAAUCAUCUGGUGAUAUUUUUGACAUUUUAAAUAGUGAAGUUCCUCCAGAUUACGUAGAUCAAAUAAGUACAAGUCCUAAAAGUACAUCACCAGAUUUGAAAACGACUAAUAAACAAUCAAUUAAGCUUCUCGAGAGUAAUAUAAGUUCAUUAACCAAUCUAAAUAAUGAACCCAAGUUAGAGGCUAAAGAAAAUACGAUUAAACCAUUCAGUUUGAUUGCAAAUUAUGGUGAAGAUAAUGAACAAGAUGAUGGAACAAAUAGUUUAAAUGAAAAAAAGUUGUUGUACAGUCAUGACCCUUGUGCCAAUAUCAAAACGGGAUUUGGUUAUUCAGCUCCAACUAAGCCUAAUAACGGAGGUUCAAUCAGUUUUGUUAAAGGUGAAACAAUAAAUUUGCCAAGUAGUCCAAAAUUUGUCAAAACGAAUUCUUUGGCAAAACAAUCAACUAUAUUAUGUGAUUUAAAUAUAGAUAAAAACCACAUUCAAGAAUUAUCUUUAUUAAUCUCAUCCAAAUUACAUUUUUUAUCAGACUGUGAAAACAAUACAAAAUUAUCCACUGUUCAAAUCAUGACUGUUAAAAUUGAUACAUUAAUGGAAGCUUGGAAAGAAAAUGCAUUAAAUGAUGAUUAUUUUUCAAAAUGGCUCGAUGAAAUGGCAAUUGAAUUGAGAACUUUAGAAAAAUCUGUUGUGCCCGAUGGUUGGUCGUGUCAGUGGGACAAAACUAACACGAGGUAUUAUUAUCAAAACAUUGCUGAUGGCCAUACACAAUGGCAUUAUCCAGUUGAGGAAACUGAGAUUACUCAGUCAUCAACUGGGGCGGCUAAAGAUUGUACACCUCCUCCAACCAAUUGUUCCGAACCGGAUACUAGCCACCCUGAACCCGAAGAUAUGGAUAUCGAAGAUGAUAGCCAUAAAGAAGGAACAGAAAUAAUAGUUCCGCCGGUUCCUGGUGAUGAGUUAUCUUAUGAAUUAAAUUCAUUUUAUGCCGAUAUUGCUCAGUUUGAAUCAAAACCACCCAGUCAACCAGAAACAAUAGUUCAAACACCUGAUGUAGAAAUAGUUCCUCGUGCGAAAAUAACUUCUAAUCCAGUUGUAAGUGUAGAAGAAGACAAAGAAGUGAUCAAACCAAAAAAAAAGAAAAAAGUCGGAAAAUUAGAUGUAGGUCUUGGACUAAAACACAAGCAUGUUUCAUCACUGGUGCAAAAAUGGCAACAAAUUCAAAACGAAAUCAAAUGACGUAUUUUUCUCAUAGUAUUAAUUUCAACCCUAUUACUAGUGACUGUGUAAAAAAUUCUAUAUCAUAUUUCCAUGUGUUGUGUAAAUAGUGUAACUAUAUUUUUAUUAUA